Cucurbita maxima (winter squash) is the source of this 1757-nucleotide messenger RNA. Its product is annotated as protein MANNAN SYNTHESIS-RELATED 2. The transcript is spliced from 6 exons. The record is from RefSeq and is a predicted model, not a curated record. Lineage: Eukaryota; Viridiplantae; Streptophyta; Magnoliopsida; Cucurbitales; Cucurbitaceae. The coding region runs from base 247 to 1491 and encodes 414 amino acids.
GCUUAGGAGAAGCGAUGAAUUCGGGAGGGAAGUGUCGGUGCUGUGUGUUAUAAAGAAGAAGAAACGCAGAGAGAGAGGUUGAAGAACUGUCGUAGUUCUCUGUGAUUCAGCGGCGGAAAUUUCUUGAAUCUUCGACUUUGGCUUCCCCAAGUAAUCAAGGAGCUUUCAAUUCCAUCCGCCAUUGAUUCCUCUGCUCAAUCUUCACAGACUCUGGGAGAGAGAGAAGAGCAGGAUCUCUGAACGGCAAUGGGGGUGGAUCUGAGACAAGUUUUGGCCGGCAUACUCACCCUCACUAUGUUCGUGAUGCUUGGCCACAUGAUCAAGCGAGACCACUUUGAUUCCGUCCAAGAAAAAUUUCCAGGGCCAACGAAGGAUGUUGCCAAAGUAACACCAGUGCGCAGCCUCAACAAAAAAGGAGCUAUUCCGUGGAAAAAUGAUGUUCAAGAGCUAAAACAAUGUUGGAGCAAACCCGAAUAUGCAGACGAGGGGAGGCAAUCAAAGGGGUAUGUCACUUUUUCAUUGACCGACGGUCCUGAAUACCAUGUCUCACAGAUUGCUGAUGCUGUGGUCGUGGCUAGAUAUCUAGGUGCGACUCUUGUUGUCCCUGAUAUUAGAGGGAAAGAACUGGGAGAUAAGUGGAGCUUUGGGGACAUUUAUGAUGUUGAGAAGUUCAUUGAAAGCCUCGAUGGAGUUGUCAAAGUAGUAAAAACGCUGCCAUCUGAAAUAUCUCCAAGAAAGCUCUCGACUGUCAAAGUGCCGAAUCGGGUUACAGAAGAUUACACUUCGGAACACGUAGAGAAGGUUUUUAAAAAAAGUGGCAACAUAAGACUCGCAACUUACUUCCCUUCCGUAAAUAUGAAAAAGUCAACCACAUCAAGUGAUGGUGAUUCAGUGCCAUGUUUGGCCAUGUUUGGAACAUUGGAGUUGCAGCCAGAAAUAAAUGAGGUGAUUGAAUCCAUGGUUGAGAGGCUAAAAACUUUGAGUCGUAAGUCUAACGGUCAGUUCAUAGCCGUGGACUUGAGGAUCGAAAUGUUGGGGGAAAAUGGAUGCCAAGAGGCAUCUGGAAGUAAAAGUUGUUACACUGCACAAGAAAUAGCUUUGUUUUUGAGGAAGAUUGGUUUCAACAAGGAUGCUACCAUAUACUUGACUCAACCGAGAUGGGAAAACAGCCUUGAUGAUCUCAAAGAUUUGUUUCCAAAAACUUACACAAAGGAAAGCAUAAUGCCAGCGGACAAGAAGGCAAAGUUUUUGAAUGCAGAGAGUUCUGAAUAUGAGAAAGUAAUCGACUUCUACGUAUGUAGCCAAAGCGAUAUAUUCGUACCAGCGAUCUCUGGGCUCUUCUACUCGAAUGUUGCAGGCAAGAGGAUUGGUUUGGGGAAGAAUCAAAUACUUGUUCCAGCCACCAUUAGAGAAUCCACAGCUUCUGCUUCCAACUUCAUCUCCUCUUACAUCACAAAGAAGAAUCACUUGGCAUAUUCAUGCUUUUGUUAGGCUCAUUGUAAAGGUAAGUGAAGACACGACUGUAUCGAUCUCUGAUUUGCGUGCUUCGAGCUUUCAUGGCCGAGCAGAUUACAGGCCAAUUGUAUUGCAUUGCAUUAGUUUUCAUUUUGUUCUUAAUGAUUCCUAAACAGAAGAGUAUUUGUUAAAGAUAAUUUUGUAAGACAUGCAGCAGAACGAUUAAGAUGUCAAUUAUUGUUUGAUAAAGGCUUCCAUUUACAGUAAUGAGAUUGAGAGAAAGUAUUACAUUUUGUGUUCAA